CUGUCAAUGAGUGUUUUCCAGUUGAUGCUUACAUUGCAGAUACACAAAAUAAUUGGUCCAUUACUGACAAGGUACACAGAAAGUGGAAAGACAUGUACAACGAAUCUACAAAACCUGAAGGUAACUGGUGUGUGGAAAAAGCAUCUGAAUGCAAAACAUGUGACAAGUGUUUUACACAAAAGGAACAUCCACAAGUACAUGAAAGAUGCCACACUGGAGAGAGACCAUACCACUGCAAAACUUGUGACAAAUGGUUGAUUCAAAAAAGACAUCUACAAGUCCAUGAGAAAAACCACACUGUAGUGAAGCCAUACCAGUGCAAAUCUUGUGACAAGAGGUUUACUCAGAAAGGAAAUCUAGAAGCACAUGAGAGAUUCCACACUGGAGAAAAGCCAUACCAGUGCAAAACAUGUGACAAGUGGUUUACACUAAAAGGAAAUCUACGAGUACACGAAAGAACCCACUCUGGAGAGAAGCCAUACCAGUGCAACUCUUGUGACAAGCGGUUUGCUCAUAAAGGAAAUCUAACAGUACAUGAAAGAACCCACACAGGAGAGAAGCCAUACCAGUGUAAAACAUGUGAUAAGUCGUUUAAUCUAAGAAGAGAUUUACGAGUCCAUGAGAGAUUCCACACUGGAGAGAAGCCACACCAGUGUAAAAAUUGUGACAAGUGUUUUACUCGAAAAGAAAUUCUAAAAUUACAUGAAAGAUCACACACUGGAGUGAAGCCAUACAAGUGUAAAACGUGUGACAGGCGUUUUGCUCGAAACGGAAAUCUUCAAGUCCAUGAAAGAACUCACACUGGAGAGAAGCCAUACCAGUGCAAAACUUGUGACAAGUGGUUUACUCAAAAGAGAAACCUAAAGGUGCAUGAAAGAUCCCACACGGGAGAGAAGCCAUACCAGUGCAAAACUUGUGACAAGUGGUUUUCACGAAAAGGAAAUCUAACAGUACAUGAAAGAUCCCACACUGGAGAGAAGCCAUUCCAGUGCAAAACAUGUGACAUGUGGUUUGCUCAAAAAAGAGACGUACAGGUGCAUGAAAGAUCCCACACUGGAGAGAAGCCAUACCAGUGCAAAACUUGUGACAAGAGGUUUGCUCAAAAAGGAAAUCUAACAGUACAUGAAAGAUCCCACACUGGAGAGAAGCCAUUCCAGUGCAAAACAUGUGACAUGUGGUUUAGUCAUAAAACAACUCUGAGAGUACAUGAAAGAUCCCACACUGGAGAGAAGCCAUACCAGUGCAAAGCUUGUGACAAGUGGUUCACUCGAAAAGGAAACCUAAAAGUACAUGAAAGAUGCCACAUUGGAGAGAAGCCAUACCAGUGCAAAACAUGUGACAAGUGGUUUACGCAAAAGGCAAGUCUACUGAUACACAAAAGAACCCACGUAGGAGAGAAGCCAAAUCAGUGUCAAUCUCGUGACAAGUUGUGUACCAAUAAUACUGAUACACAAACCCAUGAAAGAUCGCACACAGGAGAGAAGCCAUACCAGUGCAAAACGUGUGAGAGGUGUUUUACUCGAAAGGGAAGUCUACGAAAACAUGAAAGACUGCACUCUGAAUAGCAACCACAUUCUUCUGAUUUCGAUGAAACAUUCACUCGCUGGAUUUUCCAGGAGGAACUGAACAGUGCUUUCCAGCUCUUUGGCCACUAUAAUCACUAUGAUAAACACAUGAAGUAGAACAGUUUACCGUGUUAUACGCAAGUUGCCUCAAAUCUGCUUGCCUAGCAGAUUUGCUUUUGGCUGAUUCUCUCACACACGUCGGUACGCAUUUACGCAGUAUUAAGUCAGAUUUUUUCACUGUGUAUUAGAGGUACAUACUUUUUUUUUUUAAGAUCUGCUGCCACUUAAAUAUUCUUUGUAUCCCUGUAAAAUUAUCCCUGUCAAUGCCCGCAUUACCCCAUUGAUUUCCCGUCCUGUCCGGUGUCGGAGAAGGGGGAAGGGGGGGAAUCGGAUUAUUUCAGUCGACUUGUGCGUGACUUCGUGGAAAUAUCUUAACUUGUAGAACGCGAAUGUUUGUUGUUUUGGCAAAUGUCAUUGAUUUACGCAUGAAAAAAUUUUAAUGGAAAUAGGUGACUAAGGCAAAGAUGACCAAACAGAACAUACAACGUUGUGUUUUUAACUUAUGUUGUCCUGGGAAAGUUAUGUUCAAUUAUCAAGUUAACUCGCAAAUUGUUUACAAAAGGAAUAUUUUGUAUUGUUUGUAGCAGGAAGGAAAUAGGUGACUAAGGCAAAGAUGACCAAGUAGAACACACCAGGUUGUGUUUUUAACUCGUGCUGUCCUGAGAAAGUUAUGUUCAAUUAUCAAGGUAACUCGCAAAUUGUUUACAAAAGGAAUAUUUUUUAUUGUUUGUAGCAGUAAGAGGAACCGGUUAUCAUUUAUCGCUUUUUUUUUUGGGGGGGGGGGAGGAAUUUUUUUAUACGCAGUUAAUGUUGCUCUUAAGUUCAGAUUUCGUUAUGAACACACUAUGACUCGAUAGACAGCUGUGAUUUUCUCUCCUUGUCACCUGUCGAAUGGUAACAAUGCUGAUGAACUAACUCUUGUAAAUCAAGGGGAACGGGGGGGGGAGGUCUGGAGGAAUUUAGUUAUGUUAAGAAUGAAUAUACCUGACUCCCAUCAAAAAGGCCCUAUGAGUUUUUUAUGACUUCCCCCUGCUACUUUGGCAGUUAAUUGAUAAUUGUCAGGCAAUUUUUUAUAGUCCCUAGUUUAUUCUCUAUUUGGGAUGACUGAUCCCUUUCCAUCCCCCCUGAAAACCAUGUGAUCUUCCCAACGAAAAUCAUCCGCAAACCCCGUCCCUUCCCCCAACGCGAUAAGUAAUGACUGGUACCCAAGAGAAUGAGAUAAUAGUCGGACAGUAUGAAAAGUAAUCAUCGAAAAUGUGAAUUUAAUUAGAAAACCCGAUGCAACCUUCCGUAGUUUUAACUUGAUUUAACAAAUUAUCGUUAUUGCAUCGGCGUUCUGAUUUUCGCUUUACAAUAUUAUAUUUCAAUUUAUUUUUAUUUUUAUGGCUAAUGCAUGCUAUGGAUGUAAGGCCACUACGUUAUCGAGAUGUAAAAGUGAUUGUAACAAUAAAAUUUCGAACUUCCGAA
Messenger RNA from Pocillopora damicornis (cauliflower coral), 3092 nucleotides. RefSeq lists its product as uncharacterized. Gene Ontology annotation, biological process: regulation of immune system process; negative regulation of transcription by RNA polymerase II; regulation of cytokine production. Gene Ontology annotation, molecular function: DNA-binding transcription repressor activity, RNA polymerase II-specific; RNA polymerase II cis-regulatory region sequence-specific DNA binding. The record is from RefSeq and is a predicted model, not a curated record. Lineage: Eukaryota; Metazoa; Cnidaria; Anthozoa; Scleractinia; Pocilloporidae. Gene Ontology annotation, cellular component: nucleoplasm.